ACAAAAAGCAUCUCUUCCAGCUGAGCAGAAGGGAGGUGUUGAUAGCUUUCUAGGCAGCUUAUGCACAAAAGGCACAAACCACUGGAAACUGGGAGAACUAUUGUCUCAUUGUGGAGAUGAAGAGGAAGGUGAUGAGGAAAAAGAGAGACAACAUCUGAUCAACAGGGAUACGUCUUUACAGAUUUCCUAAGUGACUGAUUGCUUCAGGAAUUGAACUACAUGCCUGCACCUGCAACAUAGUAUUAUCCCACCCAUCUGUUGAUGAGAGACUGGUGUUGGUUAUCUUCUCUUAAAAAAAUGUAAUUACGUUUUAUUUUUUUUAUUAAAUCGUGAAGUUAUCAAGCCUGAGUACUGUACAGCUGAGUCUAUCUGGAGCAUCGAAAAGGAUAUUCUUUUUCACUUUUUCCUGGAAUUGAUGACACCAAUUCAACCAGAAAACCCAUUAUGAUUUUCCAGGAAGCCACUGUAUGCAAAAUGAAAAUCCUAAAGCUUGACUAAGAAGACUGUAUUUUGACUUGAACCUUACAGGUUGCCUUUGGACAGAGAUCAUUAUGUUAACUGCCCCCACAUCAGAAUUAAACAGCCCAGGGUCUCUACCUAACAAUGCCCAGGAAACUACUAUCCAGAACAAAACAGGAAGGAGGAAGAAGAGCAUGCUGAAACAGUCAUGGAUGGAGAUCACCAUAGCCUUCAUGAGGAGGACCAAGGUCCACGGGCUGAAGUUUGUCUUCUCACCAGACAAGACCUUACCCCAGCGGGUCCUCUGGCUCCUGGCCUUCUUUGUGUGCAUGGGUCUCCUGUUCACCUGGUCCUGGAACCGCAUCCUCUACCUGAUGUCCUACCCGGCCGUCACCAAGAUCAAGAUGGUGUGGGCUCACAACAUGUCCUUCCCGGCCGUGACCUUCUGCAACCACAACCUGUUCCGGGUGUCCAGGCUGACCAAGGCUGACCUGUACCACAGCGGCUACUGGAUGGACCUGAUGCACCAGAACCACACGGUCAUGGAGAGGAGCCUGGCUCUUCUGAGGGACAACCACAAGUACAGCCUCCUCAACCUGCUGGACUUCAAUGGCUACACCCCGUCUCCACAUUACCAUGUCAACACAACUGAGAUGAUUGGCAGGCUGGGCCACCAACUGGAGGACAUGUUGCUGGAAUGCAGAUUCCGGGGGGGGAACUGCACCCACCAGAACUUCACCACUAUUUACACGCGGUACGGAAAAUGCUACACGUUCAACUCUGGUUUGGAUGGCAACCCGAUGUUGACAACGUUAAAAGGCGGGACAGGAAAUGGGCUGGAGAUCAUGUUAGAUAUCCAACAAGAUGAAUACUUACCUGUUUGGGGAGAGACAGAUGAGACCUCGUACGAAGCAGGCAUCAAGGUUCAGAUUCACAGCCAGGACGAACCUCCCUUCAUUGACCAGCUGGGAUUUGGUGUGGCCCCUGGUUUUCAAACUUUUGUGUCAUGUCAGCAGCAACUGCUUCAGUACCUCCCUCCCCCUUGGGGAGACUGCAAGUCCACUCCCAUCGACUCUGAGUUCUUCUCCACGUACAGCAUCACAGCCUGCCGUAUCGACUGUGAGACACGCUACCUGGUGGAGAACUGUAACUGCAGGAUGGUCCACAUGCCUGGGACCGCAACGGUAUGCACACCCGAGCAGUACAAAGACUGUGCAGACCCAGCUUUAGACUUCUUGGUAGAGAAAGACAACGACUACUGUGUGUGUGAGACACCCUGCAGCAUGACACGAUAUGGCAAGGAGCUGUCCAUGGUGAAAAUACCCAGUAAAGCCUCUGCCAAAUAUCUGGCCAAGAAAUUCAACAAAACUGAACAGUACAUUGGAGAAAACUUACUAGUCCUGGACAUCUUCUUUGAGGCAUUGAAUUAUGAGAAGAUUGAACAGAAGAAGGCAUAUGAAAUUGCGGGGUUGCUUGGUGACAUUGGUGGGCAGAUGGGUCUGUUCAUUGGAGCCAGUGUUUUAACGAUACUGGAAAUAUUUGACUACUUAUAUGAGGUAUUUAAGGAUAAAGUUUUGGGUUACUUCAUGCGCAAGAAACGACCGCAGCGUUGUCCAAGCGACAAUCUGAUGACUGUUGAUGAGAAGCACAAAGACCUUGAGAUCAGCCUUGGUUCCUGAGCCAAUUACCUCCCUCUCUGAUCAAGACUGGCUACCUUAUUGGCACGUCUUAUAUCCAACUAUGUAUCCUGGGAUAAGCCUUGUCUUGGGUGAGACUAGAACCAAGCCAAACAUCACUCAGUAAGGGUCUCUUCUUUGAAGUUGUAAACUUUAAGAUAUGGUUUAUCAGUGUUUUGUUAUGAGCAAUAAAUGCAUUGGCCCAAAAAUAAUGUAAUUGUGAAAUCAAUGCAUUUAACACAGUUUAUUUUCAAGUCUGGUCACACAGCUCCCCUACUAAUGGAAUUUGUGGAUUUGGCAUAAAGGAAUACAUUUUUGUACUGGGUUACCACAACUGAUGAUGUGACAUUGUCUUGGUGUUAACUGUGUGUCCCAUUGUGGUCUGGUCUUUCAUGACAAUGUGGAGGUUAGUUAUAAAACUCACCACCAAUGGUUUAUCACCUGUCCUUCCUAAAAAAAAAAACACAGUAAGUACUUAACAGAAAUCAGAAUACAUUGCAACUAUUUGCUUAUGCUUUGUAAGCAUCAAUCUAAUUUACAUUAAAUUCAUUAGAAAUCAGAUUGAAAGUAAAACAGGUGGCAAAUUUAAGGGGUUAAAGUUUUAUGAAUACUUUGUACUACGUGCCGUACUGUGUCCCAUACUAGAAUCCUUAUCUACCCCUGCCUUAAUGCCAAUCAAAUAAUAGCAGAGCAGAAGCAACGCAAUAGUCAGUAGUCUGAAACAGAAUAUGGACAUGGUCCUGUCAUAUUUGAAUAAUACCUCAAUACUGGUUGUGCUUAUUGAUUCAAGUCUUUUAAUGGGUAUUUUAUAGCAUAAUAAAUUACAGCCAAGUAGAUGACAGUGUUGUAUAUUUAUGUCAACUAAUAGUCUAAAGACCUUCAUUCUUGCAGCUUAAUUAUGUGUAUUGUUAUUGCACCUCACCUCUUUUCCUCCUUGCAUGACCAUUGUGUACUCCUCCUUGUGUAUAAUCAGCCACCAUGUUACUUUACUAUUUUGUUGGGAGCCAGAUGGUUAAUAUCCAUGUUGUGUGGUAGGCUACUGUUCAAUCUUUAGAAUGAAAAAAUCUUAAUGAAAACUAGGCUUAGGGCUGUGCAAUAUUCAGUGACCAUGAAGUAUUGAACAUGGGGCUGAGAAGCCAGGAUAUGUUAUCUGACAAAAAAAAAAAGUAUUGUACGUACAGUAUGUGGCCACUGGCUUGUAAGGAAUGUUAUACUUCUGUAAGACUGGAUCUUACAGAGAGUAGAUUAUAGUAUGGCUCGCUCUGUUGGAGGCCUACAGACAGCUGUGGAACUGAACUAGGAUCAACUGGCACUAUGUACUGUAUGUAUAUGAUAUUUCCACCAUGUGAUUGAUCGUAAAUAUCCAUUAAAUAAUGAAUACCCUCUCCUAA
Salvelinus sp. IW2-2015 is the source of this 3526-nucleotide messenger RNA. RefSeq names its product acid-sensing ion channel 1C. Gene Ontology annotation, cellular component: plasma membrane. Gene Ontology annotation, molecular function: ligand-gated sodium channel activity. The record is from RefSeq and is a predicted model, not a curated record. Gene Ontology annotation, biological process: sodium ion transmembrane transport. NCBI's taxonomy places the organism in Eukaryota, Metazoa, Chordata, Actinopteri, Salmoniformes, Salmonidae.